UUUUUUCCACUCGGCACCAUUCUUUCCUCCCUUCACCACCACCUGUUCCCUCGGAUCCUUCGUUCUUCACUUCUGCUGCCGUCAUUCAGUGUCUUUUUCGACCAGGCGCCUCCAGGCCAACCACUCUCAUUGCUCCAUUUCUUCGCCGGCUGGCCCUGCACACGGAUCUUGUUCUCUUCGUACCAUUUACGCGCCAGACGAUCUCCAGUCAUAGCUGACUGCUCACCUGCCAACUACUCACCGGUCUACUGCGCCUUGUCCAUGCGCCGGUAGCUAGGCUGGACUCAUCCUGGUCAAGCUGGUGGGUGUCAGUACGAGCUACUGCUGUGCGAGCUGUGUCUGCCCAGAAAUAGAUCAGGCGUCGCUCCCUUCUGUCUACUGUCUUCUUACCCUUCUUCCCUUACGGAACGAUCCUCUCCUCCCUGCGCCAGUUUCCGUCAGGUCUCUCAUCCACCGACCUCCCCGUAUUCGCGACGUCAAAAGGCUUCAAGGACCGACUCUCUCGUUGUCGUCGUCAAGAUGCCUGCUGUGACGAGACCGGUGCUUCCUCCCCUCCAGACCCCCAAGACGGCCUCAUUCCCCUCCGAGAUUGUGAACACUCCGGUGUCAUGUGUACCAGCAAUGAUCAAACAGGAGAGUGCUGGAACGCCCAUCACCCCUCCAGUCGCCUACACCGACUUUCUCAAGGCUUUGACACCGGUGCUGGCGAGUCCUCCAUCGACGGGAGCUCUGCAAAGAUCGUUGUCUGAUGAAUCGACAAGUACCAGAAACUCCAUGAUCUCUAAUACCUCUACCUCAUCCAGUUUGUCCUCAGCGAAAAGCGAAAGCCACAAGUCGCCAGCAGGUUCUGUACCACCAACGCCAGAUGCUCGCCGCAACCUUAGGCGGCUUCGCAUACCUCACUCCCCGGCCUUUUCACCCAAUACAUGUGGCCCCUCUCCGCGUACCGCAUUCAGUGGUAUGAGCGCUGGCAGCAUGAUCUACUCCCCCUUUUCUCCUGCAGAUUACCGCUAUUUCGAUGCUCCUAGGAGUGCAUGUUCUAAACCAGUCAGCGUACGUUCUGUCAUGACGAGGACGGUUGUCUACAAACGAUCACCUCCUCUGGACCCAGCACCCAAGGGAAAGAAGCGCAAACUCGACACCUCUGAUAUGCCUCCCCCGUCAGCCACGAAGGAACCCAUGGGAAUUUCGGUGGAUAAAUUCCCCUCCACAUUGAUCGACUCAACCUCAACAAUUGCGGCCUCGCCUGAAGCACUGAGUGUUAGCACCCCGACUACUGUUUCUACACCGACAGCUGUCGCCUCAACUUAAUUGUCGCAUGUCUCUGGUGGAUAGUGUCAACGUAUCGACACAAAUCAUCUCAGCAGGCAAAAAAUCUAUCUUGCUCACGACUUGACUCGUUCCGAGUCUCUAACGAUAUGUCCAUUUGAUUUCUUUUGUACAUGAUACCACAUGAGGUUCCGCGAGGGCGCUCGGCGUACGGGUACGACGAGUCACGACAUAUAGCCGGAAUGAAUAGGUCACCAUGAACUUGGUUGGAAAUUCGUCAACCGACUGACUGUGCCAGAGGUUGGCAAACGGCGCAGAUCUUAUUGUUCAUUUUCUUUACGUUUUUGCAAUCUUGAGCAUGGAUCCGUGGUUGGAUAUCUGAAAAGCACUGCUCUUCUCUGGUUUCGAAAUGGGGUUGAUAAUCCGCAGCCGGAUUCUACAGAAAUGAAGAUGUAUGAUUUGGAAAAAUCCCGAGGUGGGCAAUCAAUCACUUAAUUUACCAUCCUCGAGAGUGUAAGGAGGAGCGUGAGCUUCGGCCCAGGAAUGCAAAUG
Exophiala oligosperma is the source of this 1821-nucleotide messenger RNA. RefSeq lists its product as uncharacterized. Lineage: Eukaryota; Fungi; Ascomycota; Eurotiomycetes; Chaetothyriales; Herpotrichiellaceae. The coding region runs from base 520 to 1311 and encodes 263 amino acids. The record is from RefSeq and is a predicted model, not a curated record. The transcript has a single exon.